UUUUUAAAUGGUCUAAAUUUAUAAAGUAAAAUGUCAAAAAGACUAAACUGUCAAUUAAGCCGAAACGAAGCUCACCGUCGCCGGUGCAAAGAAGAGAAAAUGUCAGAUGAUCGCAGUUUCAAUCCAAUCAGAAUCCAACGAAUGUCUCUAUGCUUCUCCGGAACCAAACUCCAAAGACUUCGCGAGAAGAAAGAAGAAAACGCACAGACGAUUUUCCAUUUUCUAAAUAUAGAAACACAAUCCUGCGAGAAAAUUGGAUCUCCAAUGGAAGAAAAAGAAAAAGAAAAUGAAUCUCAAACAAUUUCUUCCCACUGGAUGCGACCAUUUCAAACCCUACCUGUUGUCUCUCUCCGGAAUCGAAACCCAGAAAUUUUUUCUCCAGGAACAGAGGUUUUGAUUUGCUGUAGUCGAAUACCAGAAUGAUCUAAUUGGAGAAGAGAACGUCCGAGAUCGGAAGCGCCAUCGGAUCGGUACCGUUUGAAUAUCUCGGAGAUCAACUCUGGCAUCUAUGUUCCCCAUUGUCACAAAAUGUUCGAUUGUGGUGGAUACAAGUCGCAGUACAUCGCCGGUCACAAGGAGAAAUUCGUGAGGUUAGAUGAUUUGGAUUCAAAUUUGUCAAUGCCCUCCGGAACAAGCAAGAUGAAGAAAUGCCGAUUCAACCUAGAAGGCCUCCCACUGCCAUUCAUCAGCCGAUCGAAGCCUCGAAAUGCGUCGAAAUCGUUCCGAAGGGGAGUCCAAAUGAGCUCUGACGGAAUCAUAACCCUAGGUCGGUCGCUCCGCUCCGGCGUGUCUAAAGUCAUCUUCCCGGAGGAUCUGAAAGUAUCGGAACAGAAAAUCUUCGAUCCGCAGGACAAAUCGCUCCUCUUCUGGAAUAAGCUAUUCGUGUUGUGCUGUAUCCUCGCCGUCUCUGUCGAUCCGCUCUUCUUCUACCUCCCCGUGUUCAACCAUGCCUCUUACUGCCUCGGAAUGGACACUCAGCUCGCCGUCACGACCACCACCGUGCGUACGGCCAUUGAUGUUUUCUACUUGAUUCGCAUGGCGUUUCAGUUCCGAACGGCUUACAUUGCGCCGUCGUCGAGGGUGUUUGGUCGCGGCGAGCUUGUGAUCGAUCCGACGGAGAUCGCGCAGCGGUAUCUUCAGCGCUACUUUAUCGCUGAUUUUCUCUCUGUUCUUCCUGUUCCUCAGGUGGUGGUGUGGAGGUUUCUUCACAGGUCAAAAGGCUCAGAAGUUUUGGCCACAAAACAAGCAUUGUUAAACAUAGUGUUUCUUCAGUAUAUUCCCAGAUUUGUUAGAUUUAUACCUUUGAACAUAGAGCUUAAGAAGACAGCAGGUGUUUUUGCUGAAAGUGCUUGGGCUGGUGCUGCUUACUAUCUCCUCCUGUACAUGCUCGCCAGUCAUAUAGCAGGAGCAUUCUGGUAUUUGCUGGCAGUGGAGAGGAACGAUACAUGUUGGCGCCAAGCAUGCAAAAGCACCGGAAAGUGCAACAUUAACUUUUUGUAUUGUGGGAAUAAGCACAUGUCCGGGUAUAAGGAGUGGAGAAAUAUAAGCGUCGAUGUUCUCACUAAGAAAUGCACCGCCAUCGGAGACAAUUUACCUUUCAACUAUGGCAUUUACACUCAGGCCAUUUCCUCGGGCAUUGUUCAAUCCAGGACUUUCUUCUCCAAGUUCUGCUAUUGCUUGUGGUGGGGCUUGCAAAAUUUAAGUACACUCGGUCAGGGGCUGCUCACCAGUACCUAUCCUGGGGAGGUUAUCUUUUCUAUCCUAAUUGCAAUUUCUGGGCUCCUCCUUUUUGCGCUCUUGAUUGGAAACAUGCAAACAUACCUUCAAUCUCUAACCGUCCGACUUGAAGAGAUGCGCAUUAAGAGGAGAGACUCUGAGCAAUGGAUGCACCAUCGACUGCUUCCGCCAGACUUGAGAGAAAAGGUUAGGCGCUACGAUCAGUACAAAUGGCUAGAAACCAGAGGCGUUGAUGAAGAGAGCUUGGUUCAAAGUCUGCCUAAAGAUCUUAGGAGAGACAUUAAACGACAUCUCUGUCUCAAUUUGGUUAGAAGGGUCCCUUUAUUUGCAAACAUGGAUGAGCGUCUACUAGACGCAAUAUGCGAGAGGCUGAAACCAACAUUAUACACAGAGAACACAUACAUCGUACGAGAAGGCGAUCCAGUCGACGAAAUGCUCUUCAUAAUCCGUGGCCGUCUAGAGAGCGUCACAACCGACGGCGGCCGUAGCGGCUUCUACAACCGCGGCGUAUUAAAAGAAGGCGAUUUCUGUGGUGAAGAGCUUUUAACAUGGGCUCUCGACCCCAAGUCCGGCUCCAACCUCCCCUCUUCCACUCGCACUGUCCAUGCCCUCACCGAGGUUGAAGCCUUCGCCUUAGAAGCCGAGGAGCUCAAGUUCGUGGCCAGCCAGUUCCGGCGCCUGCACAGCCGGCAGGUUCAACACACCUUCAGAUUCUACUCUCAGCAAUGGCGAACCUGGGCAUCGUGUUUUAUACAGGCGGCGUGGCGGCGGUACUUGAAGCGGAAGAUUGCGGAGCUGCGACGGAAGGAGGAGGAGGAAGAAGAUGCUGCGGCGGUUGCAGCUGCAUUUAACACGUCAAGGCUCGGGGCUACGAUUUUGGCGUCGAGAUUUGCGGCAAAUGCGCUUAGAGGGCAUCGAUUGAGGAAUAUGAGUGGGAGGAGCUUGAUUAACUUGCAGAAGCCGGCGGAACCUGAUUUUUCUGUGUAUAAAGGAGAGUAAAGUCAAUUAAAUGUAAUGUAAAGGGUCCUUUUUAAUUUCUCUCUCUUCUACACACAUAUGGUGGCUUCUUUCUAAACGCCCCUAGCUUUUAAUUAUGUUAUAUAUAUGGUUAAAUUAUAUCAAUGUGCAUUCUUUUUUUUCUUUUUUUA
Molecule: messenger RNA, 2885 nt
Organism: Benincasa hispida (wax gourd)
Lineage: Eukaryota; Viridiplantae; Streptophyta; Magnoliopsida; Cucurbitales; Cucurbitaceae
Product: putative cyclic nucleotide-gated ion channel 8
Biological process (GO): monoatomic ion transport; transmembrane transport
Cellular component (GO): membrane
Molecular function (GO): monoatomic ion channel activity
Source: RefSeq, a predicted model, not a curated record